AUGGAGCCCUUAAUCUUAUACUCAUUACAUUGCUUUUCCCUCCUCGCCUUUCUCUACGUCCUCCUCCCCCUUUUCCUCCGAAAACUCGGCAACCUUCCCCCGUCCCCUCCGAUCUCCCUCCCGAUCAUCGGCCAUCUCUAUCUUCUCAAGCAGCCGCCGCCUCUCCACCGUACCUUAUCCAAAAUAUCCCGCAAAUUCGGCCCCGUCGUGCUCCUACACUUCGGCUCCCGCCCGGUCCUCCUCGUCUCCUCCCCUUCCUCGGCCGAGGAAUGCCUAUCGACGAACGAUGUGGCAUUCGCCUGCCGGCCGAGGCUCCUCGCCGGAAAGAUCCUCGGCCACAACUACAGUACCCUCGUGUGGGCCCCUUACGGCGACUGGUGGCGAAAUCUCCGGCGCGUGGCCACCACGCAGAUCCUCUCGGCCCACCGCAUCCGUUCGUUCGGGGAGACGCGCGCCGACGAGGUCCGCCGCCUCGUCUGCCGUCUCUCGGCCCCGGCUCCGGCGGCCGUCGAUGUGAGGACGGCCGUAUUCGAGAUGGUGCUCAACAUCAUGACGCGGAUGGUUGCCGGAAAACGGUACUACGAUGAUGGUUCGGGUGAUUCAUUGGGGGAAGCUAAGGAGUUCAAGGAGAUGGUGACGGAGAUAUUCAGGGUGAGCGGGGCGACCAACGCCGGCGAUUUCUUGCCGGUGUUGAGAUGGUUGGGUGUGAAUGGGUUGGAGAAGAGGCUGAAGAAGUUGCAGGUGAGGAGAGACCGUUUCUAUCAGAAUUUGAUAGAUGAACGGAGGAGGACGACGGAGAUUGAGAAAGGGGAAAAGGACAUGACGUUGAUUGAUGUUCUUUUGGCCGACCAAGAGACCGAUCCCGAGGUGUACACGGAUGAAUACGUCCAAGGAAUGAUACAGGUGAUGCUAGCAGCUGGGACUGACACUUCAGCACUAACAAUUGAAUGGGCGAUGUCGCUUUUACUGAACCAUCCAGAGAGUCUAAUCCGGGCACAGGCCGAAAUCGACUCCACAAUAGGACACUCGAGACUCGUAAAUGACUCCGACCUACCAAAUCUGCCUUAUCUCCAUGCAAUCAUAAACGAAACCCUUCGUAUGUACCCGGUUGGUCCCUUGCUUGUCCCGCACGAGGCCUCAACCGAUUGUGUUGUCGGGGGAUAUCGGGUCCCACGAGGUACGAUGCUACUUGUGAACGUGUGGGCUAUACAGAACGAUCCUAAUUUGUGGGAAGAUCCAAGAGCGUUCAAGCCCGAGAGGUUUGCGAAUUUCCAAGGGCAAAGGGACGGAUUCAAGUUCGUGCCGUUUGGUUAUGGGAGAAGAGGGUGUCCGGGUGAGAAUCUCGCUAUGCAUGCCGUGGGCUUGGCACUCGCGUCCCUCAUUCAGUGCUUGGAGUGGGAAAGAGUUGGAUCGGAGGAGGUGGAUAUGAACGAAGGUCUCGGACUGACGAUUCCUAAGGCUCAGCCACUUGUGGCGAAAUGUAGACUGCGUCGUGAGAUGGGGGAACUAAUUGGCAACUAUAAGUGA
Molecule: messenger RNA, 1527 nt
Organism: Striga hermonthica
Lineage: Eukaryota; Viridiplantae; Streptophyta; Magnoliopsida; Lamiales; Orobanchaceae
Source: the annotation of a GenBank genome assembly